Messenger RNA from Dioscorea cayenensis subsp. rotundata (Guinea yam), 1511 nucleotides. RefSeq names its product probable N-acetyltransferase HLS1. Gene Ontology annotation, molecular function: acyltransferase activity, transferring groups other than amino-acyl groups. The record is from RefSeq and is a predicted model, not a curated record. Bases 322 to 1464 code for a protein of 380 amino acids. The transcript is spliced from 2 exons. Lineage: Eukaryota; Viridiplantae; Streptophyta; Magnoliopsida; Dioscoreales; Dioscoreaceae.
UAGGGCCACAGUGCAAGAAGAACAAAGAUGGCUAACAGCAACUUAUCAGAGUUCAUGGCUUACAACUCCAUGAAUAAGAUGAGAUGAGAUGCUCCUCUCUGAGAAGUAGCCAGAACUUCUUUGCUUUAAUCAGCAGGUAGGACAUGUUGCAGUAUGUCAAAGGCCCUACAUGUUUGUAACCCAUUCCUGAUGGAUGUCUAUUGGUUCUCAUGAUCAUCCAAUGAACACAAGAACAAACCCAAGUGCAGUUCUUUAAUAUAAAUAUAUGUAAACAUCUGAUCUAAAUAUUCAUUACUUAAAAAACUUUUUCAUUGCUUAACAAUGUCUUCCAAGCUGUUGACGAUAAGAAGUUAUGAUAAAGAGCGAGAUCGAUCGAGAGUCGAAGAGCUUGAGAGGAACUGCGAAGUAGGAUCAAGAAAAAAGAGCUCUGUGCUCUUAACUGAUACAUUAGGUGAUCCUCUCUGUAGGAUAGUUAACAGCCCUAUGUAUGAAAUGCUGGUUGCUGAACAUGGAGAUGAAUUAGUUGGCAUCAUCCGUGGUUCCAUAAAGUUUGUAUCCAUAGGGAACCCUACUAAAGAUCAAGCUAGAGUAGGCUACAUCCUAGGCCUCCGAGUUUCACCACUGCACAGGAGAAGAGGAAUAGGUUCACUCCUUGUGUGCAAAAUAGAAGAAUGGUUCAUGGCCAACCAUGUGGAAUAUGCCUACAUGGCUACUGACAUGAAGAAUGAAGCCUCCAUCAAACUCUUCAUUGGCAAGCUUGGCUACUCCAAGUUCAGAUCACCAACCAUUCUAGUGAAUCCAGUAGGCCAACAUGCUGUUCAUAUAAGUCCAAGCACAAAGAUUACCAAGCUGAACAUUGCACAAGCUGAGCAUCUCUUAAGAAAGUUCAUGAGCUCAAUUGAGUUCUUCCCAAAAGACAUAGACCAGCUGUUAGCAAACAGGCUGAGUUUAGGUACAUGGAUUGCAGUACAUGCAAGAGAUGAUCAAUCAAAUCCAAAAAGUUGGGCAAUGGUGAGUGUGUGGAACUGUGGAGAUAUUUUCAAGUUAAGGGUUGAAGGUGCUCCUCGUGCUUGUGUUCUCUUGGCAAGAACUUCAAGGUUGAUAAGUAAACUACUAAGUUGCAUUAACAUCAGAGCAAUGCCUGAUAUUUUCAAUCUAUUUGGUUUCUACUUCAUGUAUGGAAUUCACGGAGAAGGGCCAGAAGCAUUGUCAUUAGUGAGAUCAUUGUGUCACUAUGUACAUAACUUGGCAAUCAGGUGCCAAGACUGUAAGUUGGUUGUGACUGAGAUUGGAGGCUGUGAUACACUUAAGCAUGCUAUACCACACUGGAACCUGCUUUCAUGUUCAGAGGAUUUAUGGUGCAUCAAGGCUAUGACGAGCAAGAAGGCAGACAACUCCUCAAGCUUUGAUUGGAUCAUGGCUCAACCUCCACCUAAUAUUUUUGUUGAUCCAAGAGAUGUCUGAAGUUGUAUGAACUUGUAUGAAGUUGCAUGAUGGUAAUUAAAUAAUUG